This is a messenger RNA of Sphenostylis stenocarpa, 399 nucleotides long. The record is from the annotation of a GenBank genome assembly. Lineage: Eukaryota; Viridiplantae; Streptophyta; Magnoliopsida; Fabales; Fabaceae.
AUGGCUAUUCGUUUGCCUUGUGUUUUGAGUGCAAAACACAUUCUUCGUCGAUCUAAUGCGCUUGCGAAUCAUGCAGCUCCAACAUCACAGGAUGUGCCUAAAGGGCACUUUGCUGUGUAUGUAGGAGAGGGUAAAAAGAAGAGAUUUGUGAUACCAGUGUCGUUGUUGAAUCAACCCUCAUUUCAGCAGCUGUUAAGUAUAGCUGAGGAAGAAUUUGGCUUCAUUCAUCCAAUGGGUGGCCUUACUAUCCCAUGCACUGAAGACAUUUUCCUCAACAUCACCUCUGCCUUUCAAAGGUUUUCUAUGCUAUUGGAUUUUGAGACUGCAUUGCAACCUGAUGGACUCUUCGAAUCCUUCACCAACCGGCAAAAGCAAUUGAGAUGGGGGCAUAUGGGUUAA